AUGCCAGAUGAAAGAAGAUUUGAACGCCUAUUGAAAAAAGUCAAGCCUUUUCUGGAUGAAAAACAAAAGGCUAAACUUCGUAUAAAGAGUCUCUUGGUAUUUUUGGAGGGAGCAACAGAAUCUGACCAGAAACAGUUUUUUCAAGAGCAUGACCAUACUAUAUACAAUGUUACGCUCGAGUAUUUAUUCUAUCGUAUAGCGCGUAUAACUGAAAAAACCGAACGCACUUACACCCCGACAAGCAAGGACGUCGUCGAUCUGCAUGAGAUAUUUACUGUACUUUCAAAAAUCAUCCAGCUAAUUAGUUUUAACCCUCUCCCUUCCUGGGCUACAUGCAGCUUGAAUGAAGUAUUUGAAAUUCUAUUAGCCACAGGAAACCAUCAACGAUUGCGCGUAGAUGGUUUUCGCUUAUUGCUUCAGUACUUGUCCAUCCAUCAAACCGAUCAGAUUGAUGAGUAUGUUCAGUUAUACUUUAAUACAAUCCAACUAGAUCUAUUUGAAUCUGCCUUGUUGCCAACCGGAACUUUGAAGCCCAUUCCAUCACGAGAAAACGAAUUGUCUCCGCAUUUUAAACUGGAGGCUCCGCCUGCAUGGGUUGGAAAAGAACGCGGGCUACUGUUACAAAAGCCUAUUAAAGUGAUCAAAAAAAAUGUAAAUGAUGUAGAUUCAAGUCUAUCAGGGCAAGCCAUCUUAUUAUCCUGUCCAAAUGACACAAUUUUAUAUCCAGCCACAUCCGUUACAAAAACCGACCAAUGCGAACUUAUUGAUGAGAUUCUUCAAAACAUUUUGAAUCUGUCAGUUGUGUUGGCAUGUUCCACUCCACAAUCAGGAUAUUCUUCAAAGACUCUUACCAACGCCAUUAGUAGCGAACUUGGUUCAAAAAUAACAACCAUGUGGACUAUUUUUCGAAAAACCUAUCUUCGGAUCCUUUUUCCAAGUGUAAGUCGCUACGUGGGUAUAGAAAUUGGCAACAAUCAAGGAUUCGAGUGCUGCCCACCACAAAUCCUUCAAGUACUGGUCAGAUUUAUUGUCCGAACUUUGUGUGCAAAUUUUACUGUAAGCCCAACUACUCCUCCGCACGAAUUUGCUGCUAUUAUUAUUACAAGAGUGAUUCUUGCAAGUGAUGGUAGUCGCGAAACAGUACAAGAAAUCAUCAAGCAAGCUCUUCAUUUGCCUAUUUCACAUUAUAAAACAAGCGAAUUAGCUUUAUUUGUGAUUGCUACAUGGCUUUCUUUAUCGCCAGAGUAUAAUUUAAUGGGAUCAACUUCAUUUUCAGUUUUUGAUUUGGAUCAAAAAGUAGAUGAAGAUGCAGACGAAGUCGCUCAUAACAAAGAAAAACUGUCCAACGAGAGUCUGCGACGAUACAUUCAAAAUAUUCAGCGUGUGUUUUUUCAAAAGUCGCAAGUGCCUGGAGAACAACAAAAUCAGGCAAAGUCAUUUGCAACUCUGGAAACAAAGACAUGGCAGCUACUUAUGCAAACUUUGCUCGAGAUUCAAGAAAAACUGCUUUCGAAUCUAAAUAUAAUGAAUACGGAAACCUCAUUGGUGCAUACUCUUGCAGAAGUAUUAUUGAUUGUGUGGAUCCGAAGUCGUUCAACUGAUGAAACACUGUGGAAACAAUUACGAAACAGUAUUGUUAAAUGCACAGUUUGGUCUGAAUAUGUCAAGGAAUGGGCGAAUAUUACAAUCAAAUUUACUCAUGUCAUGGCAGACAAGGUUUAUGAUUUUGAUGUUCAAUCGGGAGUAAAUCGCCUAGUCAGUACUGAAAAAGAGUUUACUAAACUUCGUGGUCAUCGCAAGACAAUCGGCACAGGAAAAAACGCUAGGGAUGCCUCUAUCAUGUCUAUUAUCAUGGGAUCAACAACUACUUAUAUAGCUGAACUCGGGCAUGCUCCAAUAAUGAGCAAAUCAUAUCCAUGGCGAGAUGCUUCUAUUUCAAAAGAUUCUCGGUUUUUGGAUAAAUUAGCCAUACCGCCUGCAUCACCUAUUCUGGAUCGCACAAAACGAGAAAAAAUGCAUAUUUACGAAUCAAGUGAUUUUUCAAAUUCAUCAACCAAAGAAUCAUCUUCAAAUGCCAUGUACAAGUAUCUUCGUGAAAAAGUUGUCCAGUAUUCUGGAAAUCCUGAUUGCAACUUGUAUGAGCCAGUAAACGAUGACGACACGUUUGGUUCAUUAAAAGAUAUCGAGUUUUUGAACGCAGAGAAUUCACUCUGGAUCUGGAAAAGCAUUCUUUGUACACUUGGACGAAUUAAUGAAAUCAAGAUUCCUGCAAUUCAUUUUGAUGCCAUUUCCUGUUUUGUUCAAGUCUGGGAUACUCUUAACAAGAUUCGCCAAAGUCAAAAAUUCGACAACAUGAAUAUGCCAAGUUUGUUUGAUUUUGCGCCAAUUAUUUUUAGUAGCGCAGAUCUACCUAUAGAGUUUAUUGACUCGAUUGUUGUAGCUGUUGGCUGUAUUUCCAGAAUGAUGUGCAAACGACACGAUCAAGAGUUUUCUGAAGAGUACUACACUCAUUACUACAGAAUAUUGGAAAAAUGGCUUUCAAGUAAACAUAUUCCUGUUAUUAAUUCAAUUCUGCUCAACACUCAGCGUAUUUUUUGCUUGUCGUUGCCCGGUGCGCUGUUUCUUAUUCCUAGUUUUAUCAAGGCAAUCAAUUACAUAACCACGCAGCAUAAUUUGUCUGAUGAAGUUGCCACUGCAAGUAUUCAAAUAUUGUCAUCAUUGGUAUGUGUGAAAAGCAGCAGCCCUACUUUUGAAAAUAAAGUUUCAACAAGCUGUUUCAAUGGUAGCGAGUAUCCAGCAGACACACCCGUUGCUCUUAAAGGACGGCUGUCAGAUAUUUCGCCUAGCACUCUAAAGCCCAAUCUUAGUUUUUCAAACUUUUCUACAGUUAAAGAAAAUUUAUUGGAUCUUGCCGUUAAAAUUUUGACUACUUACACAGUGAAAUUAGAGGAGUCCAAGAUUGGAUUUAUGGAGCAGAUUAUUUGGUCGCUGGGCGUUAUGGCAUUUGAGGAGUGUUUGGUUUCCGCAGAAGCCAAUGUAUCUAUUGUUUAUAACUGCAUUGGAGUUUUGUUGGAUAAUAUUUCCUUGCGCGAUCCACGUUUGGCUCGAGCUGCGAUUGAUUGUCUUACACUGUUUGCACAUAGCUAUGAAACACUUCAGCUGGAUAGAGAGCUAGUGCAUCAAAUCAUUGAUCGAUUGGUGAUUGGCAUUUCGGAAAAUAUGCAAUUUGAUGAAAAGACACGGAAACAGGCAUCAGUUGUCAACUCGGCAGUCGAUUGGCUCAGCUGCACUCCAAAAACGGUCAUGACAAAUCCCAAUAUUGCCUUGCGUGUAUCCGAAGUCAUAGAGGAAGCUAUUCAUAUUUCAUGUAUUGGCGUUGAUGCACAGCAGUCGCAUAGUACAGUACGAUCCAACUCUACUGAUGAUGGUGCACUAAAUCCCGAGCUCCGUGAUAGUUCUUCAAUCGAAAAAGAAAUCAUUUCUUCAUUCAGGGCAAUUCGGUCUUGUGCCGAAAAUGCCAUGAUGCAUCUCCUUCAUCAUACAGAUAAUUUUGCGCCAAUUAAUGGACCGGCAAUGAUGAGCUCGCAUAUUUCCGAACCGCAUUAUGAAGAAACCAAUAAUCACAGUAUACAAACCUUUACUUACAAUGACAAUUUCAUUAUUUCAUUUGUUGAUAUUGAACAAGGCUCACGAUGUCGCAUCAUUAUGCGCAAUUGCACUGGAAAAUAUGUUUGGGACACUCACCCAUUUUAUAAAUCCAUCAGCGAAGUUGAACCAACCGACAGCACAGCAAUACCGUACGCUCCAAUGGUUCAGACACCGCUUGGUUCGGCUGCCAAGUUUAAGUUUAAUGAUGAUGUCAUUUUUGCGCAAGAACCUUUUGAUAUAAAAGAAUAUGAUUCGGAUUCUGAAAGCGAAGAAAUUUCACCAAAAAACAGUAAUAUGUUUGUUCCGGAUGUGCUCGAACAGUUACUGAAACGAAUUGGAGACCAACAUGCCGAUUGUCUUUUGGAAAAUCAGCCUGAAACACUCAACACUCCAUCCAAUACACUGUUGCAGGGCCGUGCUGAAUUAUCAGAAAUCAUUAUAGCAAUAAAACGGCAAGUUCAGGAUGAAACAGCACGAUCCAAACAGCCAAAUAGAUUUCCAAAAGAUGCGAAAGCCAGUUAUAAAGACUACAUUCGUGCUUCUCCCUUGAUAUACAAAGAAAGCCCUUCAAUUUUGCAGUGUUCACGACUACUGCUGAGCCAUAUGGGGUUGCUGACUUUUGACUAUACGAAAACAGGUGAUCUACAUCUACUUUCAAAAACCCCAAGUUUAGCCCGAGAUAUCAAAGGAUUAGAUCGAAAAUAUUCUCGAGAUGUAGCCAAAGUAGCAGUUAUAUAUGUUGCUCCAGGAGAAGAAGAUGAAUAUUCUAUAUUUAGAAAUAAUUGUGGGAGUCCCGAAUACAAUGACUUUGUAUCUAGUUUGGGCUGGAAGGUGGAUUUGGCAAAGCAUCCUGGAUAUCUUGGUGGUUUAGAACGAAGCAUGGUAAAUGGUGGUGUGGCUACCUAUUUCUGUACCUCCACAUUAGAGAUCAUGUUCCAUGAUGUCACCAAAAUGCCAACAGAUUCAGCCGACCCCAAACAAUUGAAAAAGAAACGGCAUAUUGGAAAUGACCACGUUCAUGUAAUCUGGAAUGAGCACUAUCGCGAUUACAAAUGGGAUACAAUUGGUGGCGACUUUGGGAAUGCACAAAUUGCCAUCACCCCAUUACCUAAUGGCAUGUAUGCCGUUGAUACAUACCGAGAUAGUUCUGUUGAGCCGUUUGGACCACUUCAGAGCCAAAUGGUUGUUUCAAAAAUUGCCUUGGGCCCAUUAGUACGAUCCACAGCAUAUAGUGCAUACCGUGCUGCACUUCAUUCUGGAACUGGAAAAGACAUUCUUGAACAGCAUCCAUUCUCAUCUCGCAAAGAAACAAUUGGCAUAAUUUCAUCGCGUCAUAAGGUUGCAAACUGGACCUACGAAAAACUCAUGGAUCAAAUCUUUACAAAUGGCCGAGAGUCAAAGCAGUAUUCAAGCAACACCAGAUCGUCUGAUGCACCGAUAUUGAUAAAUGAGUGUUAA
This is a messenger RNA of Batrachochytrium dendrobatidis JAM81, 5106 nucleotides long. RefSeq lists its product as uncharacterized. The transcript has 26 exons. Gene Ontology annotation, molecular function: GTPase activator activity. The record is from RefSeq and is a predicted model, not a curated record. The coding region runs from base 1 to 5106 and encodes 1701 amino acids. Gene Ontology annotation, biological process: positive regulation of GTPase activity; regulation of small GTPase mediated signal transduction. Gene Ontology annotation, cellular component: cytoplasm; nucleus. Lineage: Eukaryota; Fungi; Chytridiomycota; Chytridiomycetes; Rhizophydiales.